Messenger RNA from Baudoinia panamericana UAMH 10762, 1319 nucleotides. RefSeq lists its product as uncharacterized. The transcript is spliced from 2 exons. The record is from RefSeq and is a predicted model, not a curated record. Bases 86 to 1237 code for a protein of 383 amino acids. Lineage: Eukaryota; Fungi; Ascomycota; Dothideomycetes; Mycosphaerellales; Teratosphaeriaceae. Gene Ontology annotation, molecular function: S-adenosylmethionine-dependent methyltransferase activity.
ACACUCAUGAGAGCUGAGCAGUAAGUACUGAAGCGGUCACGAUGACAGCUCAACCCAUACGUUGCUCAAUGGGAAGCAAAGCGUCAUGAACACCAACUUUACAAUCACUCCGGAGGAUGCCAGCUUGGACCCAAUGGUAGCAGCUGCACUUACCAGCCCGCUCUAUGAUCCCUCAGCCAAGGAUGCCAUGUCAUCGCCCACUAUGCCAAAGCUACUCCGGGCACCUUCUGUCUUGAAGAAGGUUCACAACUUCGGCAGCGAUUGGGAGCUAUACAAGCGCGCCGGACCUCGCUAUCCCACCUCGAUUGAUCAGCUACUUAUGCAUUAUCACCAAGAGCAUUGCGGUUCAUGGCAACUUGCGCACGACCUAGGCGCCGGAUCCGGCGUAUACUCCACAACGCUUGCGCGCUUCUUCAAGCACAUACACGUUUCUGAACCCUCCUCAUCCGGCCUAGCCACCACCCGGCAGUCUCUAAGCGAGUGGGGCGCACAGAAUGCUAAGAAGCGUGGCCGCUUCACGUUCUCGGUUACCAAGCCAGAGCAGGCUGAAGAAUGUGUGGCGGAUGGUAGCGUCGACAUGGCUGUCAUGACAGAGUGCGCUCACUUCACCAAUGCCGAGGAAGCCGUCCGUAGCAUCGCAAUGACGCUCGUUCCCGGCGGUACGCUGGCUAUCGUCACACAUCGGCCCGUGGCGCAAGUGGUCGGCAAUGAGAAAGUCGCCGCCGCUGUAGAGCGCCUUUAUGACGCCUGGGGCCGCCGUCCGUGGGAUGUGGCCGCAGGUACUGAGUCCAGAACCCAGCAGCUCUUCAGCAUGGGCUUGGAUUUUGUCCCGAUCCCGUCUGAUUUGUUCGUUCACGACCGUACGCGCCGCAUUACGAUCAACGCUCAUGGUCGACCGCGGGAGUUCUUCCAUGUCCCAGGUGUUGACCAGGCUGCGGAUGAGGAUGCCGCUAACAUGAGUCCGGCCGAUAUGAUGGAUAUGGCCACCAGCCGCGUCAAUGAGAAUGAGAAGAGGGUCAAUUAUGGUGAAGAAGACGAGCAGGGCAGAGGGUGGAGGUACGAGGUUGGGUGGGAGAGUUUCAGGACGAGGAUUAGCAUGCUUGAUAGCCCGGAGACUGUGCGGAGGCUGGAGCCGCAGUUGAAGGAGAUUCAGGACUUGAUCAUGAAGACAAGCCCUAAUGGAGUGAAGGUGGUUGUGGAGUGGUCUGUUGCUGUGGUGUUAGCGAGUAGGAAGUGAAGAAUGACGAUGUUCUUGACCAGUGGGUUCGGCGGUUAAGCCGAGAAUUAUACAUAGAAGAGAACUUCUCCACACUCCUUUC